This is a messenger RNA of Girardinichthys multiradiatus, 1907 nucleotides long. Its product is annotated as heterogeneous nuclear ribonucleoprotein A0-like. The record is from RefSeq and is a predicted model, not a curated record. The transcript is spliced from 3 exons. NCBI's taxonomy places the organism in Eukaryota, Metazoa, Chordata, Actinopteri, Cyprinodontiformes, Goodeidae. The coding region runs from base 77 to 991 and encodes 304 amino acids. Gene Ontology annotation, molecular function: RNA binding.
GCCAUCUUGAGAUCAACGCAUUGUUGAAUUCAAGCAGCUCCUACACAGCUCGCCAUUUCCUUCAUUUUUUCUGAAAAUGAGUGAUCAGCUCUGUAAGCUCUUCGUCGGUGGACUGAAUGUGGACACCGACGACGAUGGCCUCCGCAAGCAUUUCGAGCAGUACGGCACCCUGACCGACUGCGUGGUCGUCGUGAACAAGCAGCUGCAGCGCUCCCGCUGCUUCGGCUUUGUUACCUACUCUUCGCCGGAGGAGGCAGAUGCCGCCAUGGCUGCCAGGCCGCACACCGUCGACGGCAACGCGGUGGAGGUGAAGCGAGCAGUGGCCAGGGAGGACGCAAAUAAACCCGAAGCUCUGGCUAAAGUGAAGAAAAUCUUCAUCGGUGGGCUGAAAGACGACAUCGAAGAGCAACAUUUGACCGACUACUUCUCCCAGUACGGUGAGGUAGAGAAGUCUGAAGUCAUCUCUGAGAAGGAGACGGGGAAGAAGAGGGGAUUCGGAUUCGUGUACUUCACCGACCAUGACUCAGCUGAUAAGGCGGUGGUGGUGAAGUUUCACACCGUUAAUGGACACAAAGUCGAGGUGAAGAAGGCCUUAACGAAACAAGAGAUGCAGGCGGCGAGCAGAAACACAAUGGCGCCGAGGGGCAGGCCGGGCAGAGGCAUGAGAGGCAAUCAAAAUGGCUACGGAGGCAGGGAUUAUGGCGGAAGCUACAACUACGGAAAUGGCGGCGGUGGCUACAACUGUGGCGGCUACGGAGGGUACGGUGCACCGUACGGAGGCGGUUAUGGCGACCAGGGAAGCGGCUACGGUGGUGGCAACGGCUACAACGACUUUGGCAGCGGUUACGGCCAGCAAUCCUCUGGUUACGGUCCCAUGAAAGGGCCGCCUUUCGGGGCCCAGAGGAGCGCUGCUCCCUACACCAGAGGAGGCGGCGGUGGCGGCGGAUACCCCAGGGGGGGCUACGGCGGUGGCGGCGGCGGCGCCUACUGAAAUGUGACACCCUGAAACACCCGCCCCCCACUCCCAGCUACACGUUACUCCUGGCCAUUUGGACGCAAAACUCAGUCACUAGUGGGGCGUCUGCCGUGAAUCCCAUCCCUCCCCCACCUGAACCCCCAAACAGGUGUUCUUACUCGUAUUCCUGUAGGCUAUCCCAGCCAUAAUAGCCGUAGCAGUUUGUUUGUAGGCUACGUCAGGACCCUGUUGAUUACCUGGGGUCGAUUGUGAUAGGAGUCUGAAAUAUCUCUUUAGGAUAUCCACAUCCAGCCAACUAGGUUGCCUCUGUAACCUGGACUGUAGGCCGUCACCCUGGAAGCGAUGGGGUGUGUCUCCAUGCUGACAGGGAACCGAAGAGGGCCUGAACCUUCUUUCCCUUCAGGUGAAAUACGUUGUUGUGAAACAUGACCACUCUUUUUAGGUUGUGGAAGCUUUUCAUGAUUCAGUGCCUCUGGAUCUCUGAAUAUGACUAGUGCUGAUUAUCACAGAAGGUGGCACUAAAGAUACUUUUUUUUUUUUUUGUAAGUAUACAUUUUUUUUUACAUCAUGUAACACCUUGUUUCCUUAUAUGCAGAUGGGUUCUAUGUAGUAAGUUAUGGGAGUUGAUGUAAAACUGAACUUACAACAUAAACAAUGCAGUGCAUCAUUUAAAAUACACAAUUUACACCAAAACUGUAAGACCAAAGCAGAACCAAUAGGAUGCCUGGAUUUGGGCUCUUCUGCAGCAGUCUGAUCGAUUAGUGACUGAACUGUUCUGAGUUGAAGGGGUCUUCAUCUUAUCUUCUCUUACUUGUAGGUUUUUUUUCGUGCUUGGCGGUUUCUGAUCAUCUGAGGAUGAGGAGCUUCUGUACUGUUUUUAUUAUUAUUUUUUUUUUUUUAUGAAUGCCCAAUAAAUAUCUAUUUUCAUAUA